AUCUACGCCCGAUGCAUGGAAGCAAGCAUAGAGAAGGUACGCCCAUCCAGGCCGCAGGCGCUUGACACUUUUCGCAAGAUCGUGUUCUUCGCAGAUGGUUCUUCUCGUAUUCUGCUGUGUUCAGCUCCUCUGAGAGCUGUCCUUCGCAAUCGGAUAGGAUCCUACGUCUUAGGUGCGUCUCGCGCUUAUCAUUAAUCUUCAUAUCAUCCAUGCUCCAAGCCCCAUGUUCUAUGUUCGCUGCGACAUACCUUCCCUCGCUGUCUCCGCUCCUCUACAGCAGCCGUGCUCAAGGCCGCGACCUCCCUUCACUCUCCCAGGCCGCGCCCAUCGUUCGCCUUCAUAGCCCGCGCUUCCCUCUCCCACACGCCUCAUGUUACGCGUCUCCCGCGCGUAGGCGUGCACGCCUCGCGCUCACAGCCCGCGGCCGACGCCGGCUAUUGUGCAUUGGCGCGGAGCGUAGGCGCCCGAUAUCAUGAAUGGCGGGCUCUAUGCGCUCUUGUCUUUUGUAUGGCGGCACCUUGCCCUUAGUAUUGCGGCUAUGUAGCACGAGCUAUCAGAUAGCGGGUCGUACGCGCCUUUUCACGCUCAAUGGCGGCGCUGGUGCGCAUCUGUCAUCCGGCGAAUUACUAUGAGCCUUCUAGGCGGCUGAUUAUGGGCCCUCCAUGCCUCACGCCCAUCUACGAUGUGGGG
This is a messenger RNA of Schizophyllum commune H4-8, 690 nucleotides long. RefSeq lists its product as uncharacterized. NCBI's taxonomy places the organism in Eukaryota, Fungi, Basidiomycota, Agaricomycetes, Agaricales, Schizophyllaceae. The transcript has a single exon. Bases 210 to 476 code for a protein of 88 amino acids. The record is from RefSeq and is a predicted model, not a curated record.